GGAACCAAUAUCAACAGUUCGUUUUCGCAAUCCCCCGCCGCCUACUUUACCCAUCACCAGAUUGUUCCACAUCCUGCGUUCUGCGUCGUGUCCUUUCGCAUAUUUUCGGAUUGAUUGAUACCAUCCGAUCUCUUGACAGCUGUCUUCUUGCACCACCUGCGCCUCUCUCAAUCAGAGUCCGACCGCCUCAAGCUUUUCCGAAAGCUGUCCGCCUGCUGCCUAUUACGCAAUUGAGUCGAUUUCACCUCUUGCCGAAUCUUCUCAGUCUUAUCAGUGCCCUCGCCUGGAUCGCCUGCCAUGGGAAGCUUCGUGUUCAAAUGGCCCCAUCCCGAGGCCAACGAUGUCCACGUUACGGGCACCUUCGAUGACUGGGGAAAGAGUGUCAAGUUAGACAAGGUCGGCGCCAUCUGGGAGAAAGAGGUGGAUUUGCCCAAGGCCGACGAGAAAAUCUUUUACAAGUUCGUCGUCAACGACCAGUGGAUCAUUGAUCCCGAGGCUCCUCAAGAGGACGACGGCCGUGGCAACGUCAACAAUGUGCUCCUACCCGAAAACAUCAAACCCAAGGCGUCCAUGGUGCCCGAAGCUCUGACCACAUCCAGCGCAGCUCCCGAGAGCACAACAGCAGCCAUGGCUGGCCAGGUACCCUUAGAGCCGAAGCGAGAGGCCACCGAAGUUACACCGGCAUCCGAAUCCCACCUCAACAAAGAGACCACUGAAAGCAGCGUCCCAGGCACGUUCCCUGAGACUCCAGCCAAGGAACCAGAUUCGUAUGGCGUCAAUCCCUUGCCGCCCACCAGUGGCGCAGGUAAUCCUGUCGACCUUCCUGCAGGCGAAAAGGUCCCUCCUCCUGGCGAAGUCACGACAAAUACCACCCAUUCUGCAGUGACCACUUCCAAAGAGGACUACGAAAAUGCGGGCUCGGGCAUCCCAAUCAUUGGAGGAGCGCUUGCUGCGCUGGGUCUUGGAGGCGCUGCAGCCAAAAAGGAGAAUUUGAUUCCAGAAUCUUCUCUACCCAUGGGCGAGGAGGCAGGGAAAUCACUCGAUGCGGGUCCUUUCAUCAGUUCAGCUGGAGCAUCGUCGACCACGGCCGAAUUGGCUGGGAAAGUGCCCUUGGAAGACAGCAAGCCGGCAACUGAGGUCAAUCACGCGCAAGCAAUCACAUCUACCGUACCCGAGGUGGUCAAGGAGUCGAUUGCGGAGGCACAUACUGAGCCUGAGGCCACGGCAUCUGCCGAAGUCGUCAAAGAAAAGGCGGAGGUAGAAGAGGAGCUGGUGAAGAAGGUGCCGGAGGCCGACGAAGCUGGAGAGCCCGCACCAACGAUCGCAGCCGCCACGACUGAGACCGUGCCAUCACCCACUCCAGCUCUAUCCGGCGGUCCUGUGCCUGGGACCUCCUCCACGGCUGCGGCCGCGGUGGCUGACGGCGCCGAUGGGACAGUCGAGCCCACGGAAGCUCCAACGCACAAGGUGGAGGCAGAGAAGACGGAGGCGGACACCACUGAAUACGCACCGCCCCAUGCGGGAGGUGCAGCUCCUGGAGUGUCGGAGUCCGCAGCGGCGGCGGUCUCUGACGGCACAGAGGACCCCACUCUCGCCGACGAGCCUGCAGUGCAAAUGAUGAACAAGAAUGAAGCUGAAGCCUCAGGAGCACCAGCGGCCGAGCCUGCAGCAGCGGCAGCAGCUACCACUGCGACCGAACCCGCAACGGCCACCGCACCUACUACGGCGGCAUCAGAAUCCAAGAAGGAGGAGACCAAAGCUGCAGCACCCACGAGUGCCACUUCGACGCCGACCAAGAAACCCGAAACCACCCCAACCACCACACCUUCGUCCUCGGCGACCAAGGAGAAGAAGAAGAAGCACCGAGUCAGCUCAUUCUUCAAGAAAAUCUUUGACUAGAUGCCAAAGAGAGCAGCGGGAUGUCAUACAGACCAGGAAAAGGCUGAGGAAUGAUGCUGCAAGCAGAUCUGCAGGGCGGAAGUGGAGGAGGGGAGUGGGAUUCGUGCGGGAGCAAUUGGGAAUGCAUUGCGAACGGGUCGGCGCACCCGCUGGGGUUUGGACAGCGGAUUCGUGUUGAUUUGGGACUUGUUUGUCUUGUAGAUAUCCCCUUCCGUUGUGUUUGUAUUGGGAGAGAGACGGGAGCUUUUUGUGUUCCAUAAUGGCUAAUCGGAAUGUGUUGAUGCGGCUUCGGCAGUUGCUCAUUGAUUACUGGCUGAGAUCAUGGAGGGGGAGACGUUUCUCGUCGUGUUCUAGAAGCACCAGAAGGAUUCUCGAAGCUGUGGAAGCACACGCAGCUCCUCCAGCGCAGCCGGCAACAUGCAGCCCGAUGCGCGAUCCUUCUUCCCUA
Cladophialophora immunda is the source of this 2347-nucleotide messenger RNA. RefSeq lists its product as uncharacterized. The record is from RefSeq and is a predicted model, not a curated record. The coding region runs from base 298 to 1899 and encodes 533 amino acids. Lineage: Eukaryota; Fungi; Ascomycota; Eurotiomycetes; Chaetothyriales; Herpotrichiellaceae. The transcript has 3 exons.